Messenger RNA from Dovyalis caffra, 984 nucleotides. NCBI's taxonomy places the organism in Eukaryota, Viridiplantae, Streptophyta, Magnoliopsida, Malpighiales, Salicaceae. The record is from the annotation of a GenBank genome assembly.
AUGGAUUCCAAGGCCUCCCCUCUCCUUUUCAUUGCACUCUUGUGCUUGCUCUCCUCAACUUCCACAGCCUUCAACAUCACCAAGAUCCUUGCACAAUACCCUGAAUUUGCUAACUUUAACGAUCUCCUCAGCCAAAGCGGGCUCGCCCAGGAAAUGAACAGCCGCCAAACCAUCACCGUUCUUGCUCUCGAUAACGGCUCAAUUGAUGGGCUCUCUGGCAGACCCUUGGAGAUUGCAAAGAGGAUCUUGAGUGCACAUGUAAUCCUUGAUUACUAUGAUCAACUGAAGCUUUCAAAACUUCAAAAGGCCAGCACUAUCGUUACCACCUUGUACCAAGCUAGUGGCAUUGCAGAUGAUCAACAAGGUUUCUUGAACAUUAGCAGAACUGCUGAGGGUAUCAAAUUCGGUUCAGCAAUGAAAGGCGCUCCUCUCGUUGCAUCACUUGUGAAAUCCGUCUACACACAGCCUUACAACAUUUCGGUGCUCCAAGUCACCGAACCUAUCGAGACUCCAGGGAUUGAGAACAUUGCUCCUCCACCACCACCCGGUGCUGCUGCCGCUCCUCCCAAGAAGGCACCUGCUCCAGCUCCAACCAGCAAAACACCUGCUGCACCUCCAACUGCCAAAACCCCAGCCAAAUCUCCUUCCAAGGCUCCUGCACCAACCAAGGAGGAACCAUCUACACCAACUGAAGCACCAACCGAGGGGCCAGCAGCUGCUGAUGCAGAUGUACCUGCAAGCUCCCCAGUGGCUGCUGAUGCAGAUGCACCCGCAAGCUCCUCGGUGGCUGAUGAAACACCUGCUGCAGCACCUGCAAAAGCUGCUUCUUCACGUAUGCAUGUUGGUGGUGCUGCAGUGCAUACGAGCUUGUCAGGAAAAUCCAAAAUGGCUGUAAGGCUCCUAACCAGAAUCAGAACAGAACUGGAAAGUGCAAAAUCAACAGCUAUGAUUAGUACUAAGGUUUCGACCAUUGAACCAGACUAA